Molecule: messenger RNA, 807 nt
Organism: Macrosteles quadrilineatus (aster leafhopper)
Lineage: Eukaryota; Metazoa; Arthropoda; Insecta; Hemiptera; Cicadellidae
Product: transmembrane protein 242-like
Exons: 3
Coding region: 252-716 (154 amino acids)
Source: RefSeq, a predicted model, not a curated record
AAUCUCACAAAAAAAUAUAACCUAACUCAAAAACUCAACCUCAAAGAAAAUUUGAGUUGAGUUUUCUGAAGAUAAUAAUCAUUCAAUUAAUUAACGAAUUAACCCAGUGAAGUGUUAUUUAAAACGAAACUGCUCCAAAUGUAGAUAAUAAUCAUUCAAAAGUUUUAGUGUGCAAUGCAUGUUCAACAAACGUAGAAUCAUUAUUUUUUGAGCACCGAGUAAGGCAGGCCUAGCCCUAGCCCUAUUUGUCUAUGGAUGAAAAUAGUGAUAAACCUACGGCUUCGGCCCUCAAAGACAAAAUAUCCUACAAUAUGAAAGCUGGUCUGUUCCUGACAUCGGUGGCUGGCGCUGCAGGUUGUGCCGCCUUUGGAGCUACUCUAAUGUCAGCCAGGAGAGAGGAUCCUUCCAGUUUUAAUAAGGGGAUGAUCAGCACGAGAGAGCUGCCAGAAUCAGGAGUGCAAUUGGCCGCGAGAGCUCUCAAAUGGGGCUCUGUCUACGCUGUGUGUGGGGUCAGUGCUACAUGCGCUGGGAUAUGGCUCCUCUCUGGUGCCAAGAAUAUGGCUGAGUUCAGAGAUAAAAUGGGAUCAAUUCUUCCGAGAAUCCCAAAAAAUAAUCCCCCUCAGAGCAGAACAGAGUUUGAAGGACUGACGGAUUUAAUGAAUUACAUUAUUCACGAUUAUUCGGGGGGGAAAUUGCCAAAGAAUAAAGAUGGGUAAAUAACUUAGCAUUAUGUUUUAAACACUUGUUAUGUUGUUUAUUUUUUGUAAAUAGUCUUUUGUUGAAAAUAAAAAGUUAUCUCUGUUGUUA